GUUCAUACGGCUAAGGGUACAGCUGCAGCUGCAUCUGAUGGUCCCAGAUCUGUCUGGUAUUUAUGGGAAGGCAUCAAGAACCUCUCUGCUCCAUCAGCAUCUUGGGCACCACAUGGCUCUUUAAGACUUCAGUAUCAGACUCCAUGAGGAAGUGGCUGAAGUCCACACAGAUGCUGCUGCCACAGCCUGACCUGGCCACCAGCAGUGACUGCUAAACCCUCAGUCUGCUGCUGAGGCUUAGAGCAAAUGAACAACCUGUGAAGAGAUGAACUUGGAGAAGCAGAGACCUAAAAAUGAUUAUCUUUAUCAGAUCCACAAUCCCAGAGAACCUUCUCAGGACAGUGGACUUCUGUGCUGAUCGUUAGGUAGUGACUAACACCAAAGCAUCUUAGUUGCCUAGGAGACACCCAGGGACAGAACAACCUGGAUGAGCAACUAUACUGGACAGUCAUAUUUCACCCUGGUGGGACUCUUCAGCCAAUCUAAACACCCUGCCCUGCUUGCUGUGGUCAUAUUUGUGGUUUUCUUGAUGUCCUUAUCUGGGAACGCCCUCCUGAUCCUGUUGAUACUCUCUGACACCCACCUCCACACACCCAUGUACUUUUUUAUCAGCCAACUGUCCCUCAUGGACAUGAUGUACAUUUCUGUCACUGUGCCCAAGAUGCUCAUGGACCGCGUCCUGGGGAACCACAAGAUCUCAGCUGCUGCCUGUGGGAUGCAGAUGUUCUUAUACAUGUCACUAGGAGGUUCAGAAUUUUUGCUUCUAGCUGCUAUGUCUUAUGACCGCUAUGUGGCCAUCUGUCAUCCACUCCGGUAUCCUGUCCUCAUGAACCACAGGGUGUGUCUCCUCCUGAUAUCAACCUGUUGGAUCCUAGGAUCAUUGGAUGGCUUCAUGUUCACCCCUGUCACCAUGACCUUCCCAUUCUGUGGAUCUCGGGAGAUCCAUCACUUCUUCUGUGAGGCCCCUGCUGUGACAAAGCUCUCCUGCUCAGACACCUGGCUCUAUGAGACCCUCAUGUAUGUGUGCUGUGUGCUCAUGAUUCUUAUUCCUGUGACAGUCAUUUCAGGCUCCUAUUCAUCCAUCCUUCUCACUGUUCUCAGGAUGAACUCAGCAGAGGGCAGGAAGAAGGCCCUUGCCACCUGCUCCUCCCACAUGACUGUGGUCACCCUCUUCUAUGGCGCUGCUAUUUAUACCUACAUUUUCCCUGCUUCCCUCCACAGCCCUGAGAAGGACAUGGUGGUGUCUGUGUUUUACACCAUACUUACCCCUCUGUUGAACCCACUAAUCUAUAGUCUUAGGAAUAAAAAUGUCACAGAGGCUAUGAAGAAACUGUUGGGUAUAAGACUCCACUUUCCAGAAACAGUGAAGUAAACAAUCAGGAGUGCAUAGUUACUUUUCUUUUUUGUUUGUUUGUUUGUUUUGUUUUGUUUUUUGAGACAGGGUUUCUCUGUUUAGCCCUGGCUAUCCUGGAACUCACUCUGUAGACCAGGCUGGCCUCGAACUCAGAAAUCCGCCUGCCUCUUCCUCUGGAGUGCUGGGAUUAAAGGUGUGCGCCACCACGCCCGGCUUGCAUAGUUACUUUUCUUGUCUUUACACAUCUGUUGUUCCAGGUCUCAUGCUGAUGCUUCAUGUCUCAUUCCAUAUUGAUUCCUAUGUGAAGAAUUAGUUGUCCAUUCCCCAAAUUCCAUCAUUAACAUACUUCUCCUCCAUUCACAAACUCUAUUUUUAUUCUGUCUUUGUUAUGCUUUGUGAAGUUAAUAACGUCUACUUUUCUGUGGUACCAUGGUCUUACCUUUCAAAACUUAUGUCCUAUGGAAUAAAAAAUGGUCAUGAUGUGUUCAACUGAUAAAGCAAAGAGUGAGUUGUAAGAAACCUGCUUAGUGAUGUUAACAAGAAAUAAAUUGAGAUAAAUGG
Molecule: messenger RNA, 1915 nt
Organism: Mus musculus (house mouse)
Lineage: Eukaryota; Metazoa; Chordata; Mammalia; Rodentia; Muridae
Gene: Or2t43
Product: olfactory receptor family 2 subfamily T member 43
Exons: 4
Coding region: 428-1372 (314 amino acids)
Biological process (GO): G protein-coupled receptor signaling pathway; signal transduction
Cellular component (GO): plasma membrane; membrane
Molecular function (GO): olfactory receptor activity; G protein-coupled receptor activity
Source: RefSeq, marked validated